AUGUCGUCCGAGAAAUACUCAGGUCCCAGCGAGCGGGUGAACAUCCUGACCCGACAGAUCAUCUCACCUUCGGCUCGCUCGGACCCUGAUGCACUCGAUGACGAGGCACUAUUCGCCGAACUGGAGGCGGAGCUGGAGAACGAGGGAGAGACCGAGCGUGAACGGGGUAUCAAAGAAUUGCAACGCGAGAUGGAGCGCGUGACGCAGAUGAAACAGGACAUGCACGGAAAGUAUACAGAAGUGUCAGACGAGAAGGAGGUCAUUCACAUCAGCGCUAACGAGCCGCGAUGCAUCGUCCACUUUUACCAUUCUAACUUCCGUCGCUGUGAGAUCAUGGACAAGCAUCUGGCUGCUCUUGCACCGAAGUACUUCGGGACCAGGUUCAUCCGCGUCUUCGUAGAGAGCGUCCCGUUUCUGGUGGAGAAGUUAGGUAUCCAGGUACUCCCAUGCGUCAUUAGCUUCAUCAAUGGGGUCACAAAGGACAGGAUCAUCGGUUUCGAAGAGCUGGGAAACAGCGAUGCGUUCAACACAUCCACACUGGAGCUUCGGCUCGAGCAGACUGGUGUUAUCCAGAAAGAAACCCAGUUCAUGCCCACGGUACAACACGUCAACUCUACCGUUUCCCGGAGCAGAAGGCGCUUUCAGAAAUCAACCGGCGACGACGAUUCUGAUUUUGAUCUCUAG
This is a messenger RNA of Peniophora sp. CBMAI 1063, 684 nucleotides long. NCBI's taxonomy places the organism in Eukaryota, Fungi, Basidiomycota, Agaricomycetes, Russulales, Peniophoraceae. The record is from the annotation of a GenBank genome assembly.